AUGGGGGCAGUGAUACGAUCUGGGGUUGCUGCAGUUGAACCUCUCACCUCUGUGUUAGAACCUCUCACCUCUGUGUUAGAACCUCUCAGCCCUGUGUUAGAACCUCUCACCUCUGCAGGACUCUGUGACUCUGUGUUAGAACCUCUCACCUCUAUGUUAGAACUUCUCAGCUCUGUGUUAGAACCUCUCACCUCUGUGUUAGAACCUCUCACCUCUGUGUUAGAACCUCUCACUUCUGUGUUAGAACCUCUCACUUCUGUGUUAGAACCUCUCACCUCUGUGUUAGAACCUCUCACCUCUGUGUUAGAACCUCUCACCUCUGUGUUAGAACCUCUCACUUCUGUGUUAGAACCUCUCACCUCUGUGUUAGAACCUCUCACCUCAGUGUUAGAACCUCUCACCUCUGUGUUAGUACCUCUCAGCUCUGUGUUAGAACCUCUCAGCUCUGUGUUAGAACCUCUCAGCUCUGUGUUAGAACCUCUCACUUCUGUGUUAGAACCUCUCACCUCUGUGUUAGAACCUCUCAGCUCUGUGUUAGAACCUCUCAGCCCUGUGUUAGAACCUCUCACCUCUGUGUUAGAACCUCUCACCUCUGUGUUAGAACCUCUCAGCUCUGUGUUAGAACCUCUCACCUCUGUGUUAGAACCUCUCAGCUCUGUGUUAGAACCUCUCAGCUCUGUGUUAGAACCUCUCACCUCUGUGUUAGAACCUCUCACUUCUGUGUUAGAACCUCUCACCUCUGUGUUAGAACCUCUCACCUCUACAGGACUCUGUAACCUCUCACCUCUACAGGACUCUGUGUUAGAACCUCUCACCUCUACAGGACUCUGUGACUCUGUGUUAGAACCUCUCACCUCUGUGUUAGAACCUCUCACCUCUACAGGACUCUGUAACCUCUCACCUCUACAGGACUCUGUGGCACGCGGGACGCUGUCGUCACGUAGAACUACGUUUCCCAUGAUCCUCCGCGCUGUUGCUGCUGCUGCUGCUGCAGCCUCACUGAUCUGUUUACUGAGCUGCGGACCUGAAGGAGGACAGGCGCUCUUGUCCCGCCGCGAGGACAGGUGUGCUCACCCCGUCGACAGCGCUGGUCUUUUCUCCUUCAUGACGUUUCAUUGGCUGACUCCUCUGGCGAUCCUCGCCCGCCGGAAAGGACGGCUCCUAUUGGACGACAUCUGGCCCGUGUCACCGCGUGAGGAAUGCACCCUGCUGUGUGUCAGGUUGGCGUCUCUGUGGGAGGAGGAGCGGAGGUCAAAGGGCAGCGAAGCGUCUCUCAGCGCCGUCGUUUGGACCUUCUGCCGAACACGACUCCUGCUGUCCAUCCUCUGCCUCACCGUCACACAGCUGGCAGGGUUCAGCGGCCCGGCCUUCGUGGUGAAGCGGCUGCUGGACUACUCCCAGCGGCAGGAGUCUGAUCUGGGCUUCGGGCUGCUGCUGGUUCUGGGUCUGCUGGGGACGGAGCUGGUCCGGUCCUGGUCUCUGGCUCUGACCUGGGCCCUCAACUACCGGACCGGGACGCGGCUCCGAGGGGCCGUCCUCAGCCUCGCCUUCACCAAGAUACUGCGGCUCCGCAGCGUGAGGGACAAGUCCAUGGGACAGCUGGUGAACCUGUGCUCCAGUGACGGCCAGCGUAUGUUUGAGGCAGCAGCGGUGGGGGGGCUCCUGGCCGGCGGCCCCCUGGUGGCGGUUCUGGGCGUUGCGUACAACCUGUUCAUCCUGGGCCCGACGUCUCUGCUGGGCUCGGCCGUCUUCAUCCUGUUCUACCCCACCAUGAUGUUCAGCUCCAGACUGACGGCGUACUUCAGGAGGAAAGGCGCCGCCGUCACCGACCGGCGCGUCCAGAAGAUGAACGAGAUCCUGACCUACAUCAAGUUCAUCAAGAUGUACGCCUGGACCCAAGCCUUCUCUCAGGACGUCCACCGGAUCCGCGGGGAGGAGCGCCGGAUCCUGGAGCUGACCGGUUACUUCCAGAGCAUCACGGUCGGCGUGGCUCCCGUCGUCGUGGUGAUCGCCAGCGUGGCGACGUUCUCCGCUCACAUGUUGCUAGGAUACGACCUGACAGCCGCUCAGGCCUUCACUGUGGUGACGGUCUUCAACGCCAUGACCUUUGCCCUGAAGGUGACGCCCUUCUCUGUGAAGUCUCUGUCGGAGGCGUCUGUGGCGGUGGAGAGGUUCAAGAGUCUCUUCCUGUUGCCGGAGGUUGACGGCGUCCGUGCGUUGCCUGGUGAUCCUCAGGUUGCCGUGGAGAUGAGAGGAGCCAGUCUGGCGUGGGAAGGAGGCGGGCAGAGCGCCCAGCCGAGCCCGAGUGUCCGAGCAGCGAGCCGACACAAACACAGAGACAAGUACGAGACCUUCACUGUCUGUUAG
Scomber japonicus (chub mackerel) is the source of this 2367-nucleotide messenger RNA. RefSeq names its product ATP-binding cassette sub-family C member 5-like. Gene Ontology annotation, biological process: transmembrane transport. Gene Ontology annotation, cellular component: membrane. Lineage: Eukaryota; Metazoa; Chordata; Actinopteri; Scombriformes; Scombridae. Gene Ontology annotation, molecular function: ATP binding; ABC-type transporter activity. The record is from RefSeq and is a predicted model, not a curated record. The transcript has 15 exons. The coding region runs from base 1 to 2367 and encodes 788 amino acids.